AUGUCUCUACGCAAAGCAAACGGUCUGCUGCUGAUGCUUCAGCUCGCAUUGGUGGCAUUUGUCGGUGCUCGUAUGGUAACCAAGGACGAAGAUCAAAUUCUCUAUCCACCGCAAUCCCAUCCACGAAUAGUUGGCGGUGAAGCAGCACCUAAGGGACUGGCGCCCUACCAAAUAUCCAUGCAGAAUCUAAAAGGUCGUCACUUCUGCGGCGGCGCAAUUAUCGAUCAACGUUGGAUUAUCACAGCCUCUCAUUGUGUGUCGGGUGCUACAGCCAAGAAGAUACAGAUCCUUACGGGCGCCCAAAACUUGAAGAACAACACGGGCAAGGUGUACUAUCCGGAUCGCAUUGUUAUGCAUACGAACUACAAUCAUCCACCAUACGCCAACGAUAUUGCACUGCUGCAUUUGAAUGAUUCGAUUGUUUAUGACGAACACACGCAGGCUGUGAAGUAUGCCUACGAGCCAAUGAAGAAGGAUGACGAACUUGUGCUAACUGGCUGGGGUUCGAUGGCGUUGGGAGGCUCCACACCCGAUGUCUUGCAAACGUUGACUGUACGCGUGGUGCCGUACGAGGAGUGCCGUGAAGCACACAAUGACAAUCUCUCUUCCUACGUCGAUGUGGGUCACUUGUGCACUUUUAAUGAUAACGGUAAAGGCGCUUGUCAUGGCGAUUCCGGUGGUCCCUUGGUACAUAAUGGCACGUUGGUGGCAUUGGUGAAUUGGGGUUUGCCCUGCGCUAAGGGUUAUCCAGAUGUGCAUGCCAGUGUUGCUUACUACCACGAUUUUAUACGCACCCAAUUGAGUGCGCCCAUGGAGAGUGAGGCCGAGGCUGAGGAAGCUAAGGAAUUGUAGAAGACUAUGUACGCAUCUACUAACAAAUGUAAAGAAAAAUGGAGCUCGUACUACAAUUAUCUGGUUAUAUAAACAAACUAAAAUUAUUCCUAAUGGAUAUGAGCUCGUUUCUAUUGCAAUAUUGAGUGAUACAGGUUCCUCUACCAAUAUGCAGUUAUUUUCGAAAGCAAAAAUGGUUUAUUCAGCAAUUAAAACGUUUUCAGCGCCAAAAAGUAUGCAAUAAUUAAAGAGCUCUCUAAAGUGUAUCUUAAUGACAAAGUACCC
Ceratitis capitata (Mediterranean fruit fly) is the source of this 1116-nucleotide messenger RNA. RefSeq names its product chymotrypsin-1. NCBI's taxonomy places the organism in Eukaryota, Metazoa, Arthropoda, Insecta, Diptera, Tephritidae. The transcript has a single exon. The coding region runs from base 1 to 852 and encodes 283 amino acids. The record is from RefSeq and is a predicted model, not a curated record. Gene Ontology annotation, molecular function: serine-type endopeptidase activity. Gene Ontology annotation, biological process: proteolysis.